Messenger RNA from Rhincodon typus (whale shark), 3141 nucleotides. RefSeq names its product neurofilament medium polypeptide. Gene Ontology annotation, cellular component: axon; neurofilament. The transcript is spliced from 3 exons. The record is from RefSeq and is a predicted model, not a curated record. Gene Ontology annotation, biological process: axon development. Bases 56 to 2578 code for a protein of 840 amino acids. NCBI's taxonomy places the organism in Eukaryota, Metazoa, Chordata, Chondrichthyes, Orectolobiformes, Rhincodontidae. Gene Ontology annotation, molecular function: structural constituent of postsynaptic intermediate filament cytoskeleton.
AGGCGCAGCCUCCUCCCUCUCCGUGCCACUGCAGUGCGAGCCUUCCCACGGUGCGAUGAGUUACAGCCUGGACACCAUGCUCAGCGCCAGCUCUUACCGCAGGGCGCUGGGGGCAGACCCGGCCCGCUCGGCCGCCUCCCGCUCCCUGGCCAGCAGCGGCUUCUACUCGCACAGCUGGUCCCGCAGCGUCGGCUCGGUGCCGGCGUCGAAGCGGUCGGCGGGCGGCCUCGGCUCGCAGGUGACCGUCUCGAGCGAGAGCCUGGGCGAGGUGGCGCUCCUGAACGGCGAGGCCAGGGCGCGCAACGAGAAGGAGACGCUGCAGGCCCUGAACGACCGCUUCGCCACCUACAUCGACAAGGUGAGGAGCCUGGAGCUGCAGAACAAGAACCUGGAGGCCGAGGCGGCGUCGCUGAGGCAGCAGCAGGCGGGUCGCUCGGCGAUCGGAGAGCUGUACGAGCGGGAAAUCCGGGACCUGCGCACCCUGCUGGUACAGGUCAGCAAUGACAAGGCUCAGCUCCAACUCGAGCAGGAGCACCUGGACGAGGACAUCCAGCACGUCCGGCAGAGGUACGACGACGAGAGCCGCCUGCGGGAGGAGAUCGACGCCAGCGUCCGCUCGCUGGCCAAGUACGCCGAGGACGCCGGCCUGCUGAAGCUCGACCUGGGCAAGAAGCUGCAGUUCCUCAGCGACGAGGCGUCCGCCAUGAGGGCCGGCCACCAGGACGAGGUGAGGGACCUGCUGAGUCAGAUCCAGGGCUCGCAGGUCACCCUGGAGGUCAGGGACUCCCUCAAGUCGGACAUCACCGCCGCCCUGCGGGAGAUCCGGGCUCAGAUGGAAGGCCACGCCGUCACCACCACCAGCCAGACCGAGGAGGUCUUCAGGGUCAAGCUGGAAAAGCUGAACCAGGCCGCCAAGGUCAACACGGACGCCAUCCACGCAGCCCAGGACGAAAUCUUAGAGUAUCGCAGACAUCUGCAGUCCAAGAACACCGAGUUGGAGACUCUCAAAGGAACUAAAGACUCCCUGGAGAGGCAAAUGUAUGAGAUGGAGGACAGGCACAAUGCAGAUCUCUCCAGUUACCAGGAAGCGGCUCAGCAGCUGGAAAACGAAUUGAGGAACAUAAAAUGGGAAAUGGCUGCGCAACUCAGGGAGUACCAAGAUUUGCUCAAUGUUAAAAUGGCUUUGGAUAUCGAAAUCGCAGCUUACAGGAAACUCCUCGAGGGUGAAGAAUCAAGGUUUAUUGGGACAUCUCCCUAUCCUUAUAUAGAUCAUAAAGUUCCUACAGUGCCAAACCAUAUUAAAACCAAGUCUGUAGAAAAGGUCAAGCCAGGGGACAAAGGCAAAGAUAUUGCAGAGGAACAAAUGGAUGAAAAGACACCCACAACUGAAGAAACGGAAAAGGCUGAAGAAGGAAAGGAAGAUGAGGAGGAAGCUUCAAAGGAAGAUGAAAAGGCAAAAGCCAAAGAAGCAGCAGAGGAAGAGCAUGAAAAAGCAGAGAAGAGUGACCAAGAAAUAAAAUCUGAUGAAGAAGCUGUGGAAGAGGAAGACACAAAGCCUGAAGAAGUUGAAGAAGAUAAAACAAAAACAACUGUAAUUGAGAAGGAAAAAAUAGUAGAGGAAGAGGAUGAAAAGGAGCACCCAAGGGAAAAGCAAGAAGCAGAUUCUACCAAAGAUCAAAAAGAACCAGUGGAUGAAAUCAAACCAGUUGAACCUACACCAAAAGCUAAAGAAGAUAAGGAGAAAGACAAAACAGAAGAGGAGACAGAACCUAAAGAAACAUCAAAAGUAGAAAAGGAAAAAGAGGCUGAGGAACCCUCGAAACCAGAUGAAGAUGAAAAAGAAUCAAAACCAGAGCCCAAAGCUGAAGAAAAGAAAGAGACAAAGCCAGAACCCAAAGCUGAAGAAAAGAAAGAGACAAAACCAGAGCCCAAAGCUGAGGAAAAGAAAGAGACAAAGCCAGAACCCAAAGCUGAAGAAAAGAAAGAGACAAAACCAGAGCCCAAAGCUGAGGAAAAGAAAGAGACAAAGCCAGAGCCCAAAGCUGAGGAAAAGAAAGAGACAAAGCCAGAGCCCAAAGCUGAGGAAAAGAAGGAGACAAAGCCAGAGCCCAAAGCUGAGGAAAAGAAAGAGACAAAGCCAGAGCCUGAAGCUAAAGAAAAGAAAGGCUCUGGUACAGAAGACCCCAUGCCUCAAGCGAAAAUCGAAAAAACAGAAGAAUCAAAGAAAAGUACAAAAGUAGAACCAACUACACCAGAUCCCACAACAAAAGUAAAGGAAGCUGAGAAGACAGUAGAAGCUAAAGACAAAGUUACAGAUCAAAGUAAAGAGAGUAAAAAAGAAACAAAGGAUGAAGUAACAAAAACAGAAGAAAAGAAAUCUGCCCCAGAAUCAACUAACAUUCAAAAAGACAAAGAAACAGAAAAAGAACAAAUUAGUAAGGAAUCUAUAAAGGCCAAAGUAUCUGAAGUUAAGGAAGAAACACAAGUUAAAGAUGACAAAGAGGGAAAGUCAGAGAAGACUUCCAGUACUAAAGAAGAGACAAAAACAGCAGACAAAACUAAAAAAGCCGAGGAAUGAAAGGUGGAAAGAUUGUAUUGUGGAGAGAAAAGAAUUACCAAAGAACACUGGCUCAAGAAACAAAGUGAAUAAUGUAGAAAAGUGGUUAUGAUAAUAUUGUACCCUGUUAUGACACAAGGGUCUGACAAGCAAUAGGUACUCACAAAAGAGGCGUCAAAUGCAUUAUGGUAACUUAUAGAGCAGAAUGUGAUGUAUGCAGAAUGCUAAGCACUUGCACUUGAAGAGUGUGAAUCAUUAUCCUGCCUCAGUAAUAAGUGCAUUUAACAUGACUGAUCAUAUGAGGUAUAUCACCUAAAGAUAAAGCAUAUUUGCUGAUUUAUGUUAAUCAAAUAACACACCAGUCAUGAAUUUAAGUAAAAAAAAUCCUCAAUCUAAAAUCUGCACCAAAUAACUGUCAAUUAUCACAAUGUGCAAUAUAUAAAUAAAGAGCUUAACAGAUACAAUGUGCCUCUGAAGUAUGUAUCAGUACCAAUGCAUAUUGACAUAAUUAAGAUAUAUGUGUAAUGAUAACACAAUAAACAAUUGCAUUUUCUUCGAAUAAAACAGCAAUUUUGUUCUAGGAA